Molecule: messenger RNA, 1034 nt
Organism: Cygnus atratus (black swan)
Lineage: Eukaryota; Metazoa; Chordata; Aves; Anseriformes; Anatidae
Product: histone H1.10-like
Exons: 1
Coding region: 26-709 (227 amino acids)
Biological process (GO): nucleosome assembly
Cellular component (GO): nucleosome
Molecular function (GO): DNA binding; structural constituent of chromatin
Source: RefSeq, a predicted model, not a curated record
CACCGCGAUCCGCGCCCGUCGCGACAUGGCCGAGACCGCGCCCGUCGCAGCGCCCGCUGCUGCUGCCGCCGCAGCCGCCGCCGCCCCGGCCCCCGCCGCCAAGGCCGCCGGCAAGAAGCCGAAGAAGGCGGCGGGCGGCUCCAGGGCGCGCAGGCCCGCGGGCCCCAGCGUCACCGAGCUGAUCACCAAGGCCGUGGCCGCCUCCAAGGAGCGCAAGGGGCUCUCCCUCGCCGCGCUCAAGAAGGCGCUGGCCGCCGGCGGCUACGACGUGGAGAAGAACAACAGCCGCAUCAAGCUGGGGCUCAAGAGCCUCGUCGGCAAGGGCACCCUGGUGCAGACCAAGGGCACCGGCGCCUCCGGCUCCUUCCGCCUCAGCAAGAAGCCCGGCGAGGUGAAGGAGAAGGCGCCCAAGAAGCGGGCGGCCGCGGCCAAGCCCAAGAAGCCGGCGGCCAAGAAGCCCGCCGGCGCCGCCAAGAAGCCCAAGAAGCCGGCGGUGAAGAAGAGCCCCAAGAAAGCCAAGAAGCCGGCGGCUGCUGCCACCAAGAAGGCUGCCAAGAGCCCCAAGAAGGCGACCAAGGCUGCCAAGCCCAAAAAGGCAGCGGCAGCGAAGAGCCCAGCCAAGGCAAAGGCAGUGAAGCCCAAAGCUGCCAAGCCCAAGGCAGCCAAGCCGAAAGCAGCCAAGGCGAAAAAGGCACCCAAAAAGAAGUAAGCCCCUGUGGAAGGAAACCUUCCACACUUAAACCCAACGGCUCUUUUAAGAGCCACCCAAGCUUUCCUAAAAAGAGCUGAAACACUGACUGAGAUGGCUUUGUUACAGACUACGUGAAUGAUACUGAGGACAAUGUACGUUUUGGUUCGGGACAGGCAGAGCAGGCUCGGAGCAGCCGCUCUACGGACUUCAAAUCACCCCCGUCGCUUAAAAGCGGAGCGGCGGGGGAGUUAAAGCUCCGCAGCGGCGCUUUGAAACACCCGCACAGCGCCGGGAUUGGCGGCGGGCAGCGGCUGCCGAGCUGCUCCCGCAGCGCUGCGAGCGC